Molecule: messenger RNA, 555 nt
Organism: Cercopithifilaria johnstoni
Lineage: Eukaryota; Metazoa; Nematoda; Chromadorea; Rhabditida; Onchocercidae
Source: the annotation of a GenBank genome assembly
AUGUUAAUUUACCAUUUUAUAAAUACACCUGCUGGCGAAUUCAAAUCUGAAAAAAUUAUCGAAAUGUCACCAGAAUACUUAAGGGAUCAGGCAUUUUUUCUACAUCGAGAAGAGCAAGUAAUAUAUCGUGAUCCAGUCCUGACACAACUAUAUGGAUAUCGUGAUAAAUUUUGCUUUCCGACAUUAUCAUUCAUAUAUCUCUUUAAUAGUAUAUUUAGUUUUCCACCAGAUAAAUAUAGUGAAUCGCAUAUACCGCUGAUUGGUACUUCUCGAUAUCCCAUAACGUUCACAACUGAAACAUACUGUUACACUCAGCCCAUAGUUUCCACGAUGCAAUUCGAUCAACAAUCAUUGAAUGCAGAAAAUAUUGAAUUCGCACCAAUAACAGUAUCAUUUCCGCUACCUCUACCAUCUUCACCUUCUAAUUCUUCGAAUGUUUUCAGAGAAUAUUUAUGUAUAUCACAUCGAAUAGAACUACGGAAUAUUGUUCGGAACGUUGCGUACGUAAAUUACUCAACACAGUUUGUACACGUAUCACCUGCGGAGUAUAGAUAG